AGGGUAAAAUGAAAAUAUCUUAUUCUUUUUCUUAAUAUUAAAAACCCCCCGAAACGGAUAUGUUUUCACCGCUAAAUCCUCGAUAUCGGCCGCAGUUUCUUAUCGUUCAUUCUCUUUCACUCUUCUGCUCGGGUUUCUGAAUCGAUAGGAGAAGAAGUUUUAAUGCUAUUUUGCCUGAUGAUGAUGAUGCGUUAAGCCUCAUUCAACUCCAUUGUGUUUAUGGUCGUUUCUUCUUUGGAUGCUCGUUAACAGACUGAAGCUUAUGGAAGCAAAUGAGGAUGAAAUCUCGGUGCUAUUUACAGAAAUUAAUGAGUCUCACGAGAGCUCAUUUGAGUUCUCAGACGAUAUUAUCUCUUUACCACCCGAGAUGCUCAAAUCGAAUGAGAAGACUAUUGUACUCACACCAGAAGAGGCAACAUGGGUAGAUUCCUGCUUUGCAUUCGGCCCUGAAUCAUCAGACGACAAAUGGAUGGUACUUAGAGAUGCCUUCCUCGAUGCUCUAAACUCCUAUCCUAUUUAUCAUGAAACUCCAUCUUCCGUCAUAGAGAGCAACGAUGAUAGAGUACUUGUCGAUACAAGCAAGGUAAUAGAACAACACGAUGUCAUGGACGAUGACUUGCCUGAGGAGAUGCAAACAGAACAUGCUACCUUUAUCGAUAAGACUUCACAUCUUACUAUUAUGAAGGUGCAAGACGAUCAUAUCAUACACCAUAAUCCAUCUACAGAUGCAGAAAACUCUAGUGACCAAGUUUCCACUGCUGAACAAGUUACUGAAUCGCGUGAGAGUGUCUUCAAGGUUUGGGAUCUUGAAACAUCAGCUGAAGAAGAGGAAGACGAACUCAUCACACAACUAAACAAGCUUCUAAGUGGAAGUAGGCUUCAGCAACCCAUGCAUUCCAGCUUAUAUGUGAGCGAAGAGAAUGUGGAUGAACUCAUUGCGAGCUUCUUCGAUUUGUCUCUGAAGCCUUUUGAGGAUGAAUGAAUCAAAACAGUUGGCUAUUUUCCGUCUCGAUUGUUCUUGUACCAAAUACUUGGGGAUAUGUCAACUAGUUAAAUGUCGAUUAUAUAAUACUUGGAAUUUGAGUGAAUGUUGUCUUAUUGGAAACACUAUGAUAUUGUAUUACAUAAGUUAAAGUCCCUGAAUGGAAUAGGAGAUACCAUGAGCACGGUUGAGACUUCGUUCA
Zingiber officinale is the source of this 1184-nucleotide messenger RNA. RefSeq lists its product as uncharacterized. Bases 239 to 982 code for a protein of 247 amino acids. NCBI's taxonomy places the organism in Eukaryota, Viridiplantae, Streptophyta, Magnoliopsida, Zingiberales, Zingiberaceae. The transcript is spliced from 3 exons. The record is from RefSeq and is a predicted model, not a curated record.